This is a messenger RNA of Amphibalanus amphitrite, 2181 nucleotides long. RefSeq lists its product as uncharacterized. Lineage: Eukaryota; Metazoa; Arthropoda; Thecostraca; Balanomorpha; Balanidae. The transcript has 2 exons. Bases 1 to 2181 code for a protein of 726 amino acids. The record is from RefSeq and is a predicted model, not a curated record.
AUGCAGCUGGGCCGAAUGGACACCGUCUGUGCCCAUUGUGGAGCGCUGCGCUGGCGUGCCGAGCCCGCAGGCGCCUGUUGCCAUCAGGGCAAGGUGCAGCUUGACUUCCAUCCCCCGCCGCCGGACGAGAUGGUGGAGCUGAUGACCCCCGGCACGGCGUUCUAUGACGAGUUUCGGGGCAAAAUUCGCGCUUACAACACGGCCUUCCAGCUGGCCAGUAUGGGGUGCAACGUCGUCCGACACGACGGGGCGUAUCACGCGGCUUUCACCGUUCAGGGUAGCGUGUGUCAUCGUAUGGGAUCUCUACUGCCCGCUCGCGGCGGCGAGGAGCAGUUCAUGCAGGUGUAUUUCCUCGACGCAGACGAGGCCACCGCGCGACGUGCCACCAUGUGUGGCGGCCUCGACAGAGCCGUUCUCGACAUCCUUUUGGGCAUGCUGCACGAGCACAACAACUACGUGCGUGCGCUCCAGCCGGCUCUGCUGAUGGCGCGCGGUGUGCCGAACUGCCGGAUCGUGUUGUCGGCCGAACACCGGCCGCUGUCGGAGCACGAGCGCCGGUUCAAUCUACCGAUCGGUCGCGAAGUGGCGGUCCUGAUGCCCAAUGAGAUGGGGGGCCGGCGCGACAUCGUCGUUCGCGAGCGCGGCGGACAACUGUUCCGCAUCGACGAACUGAGCCGCCAGUACGACCCGCUGCUCUAUGUGCUGCUGCACCCGCGCGGCACGGACGGGUGGUCGCUCGAGCUGAAGGCCGAGCGCGGCGUCACAAUCCGUCAGUAUGGUGCGUUCCACAUGCGCUUCCGACCGGGUCAUUUCAAUCUCAUUCCGCGAGGGGGCCGGCUGUUUCAACAGUACCUGGUGGACACUGAGGCAAAAGCUGAGUCGAGUCGUCUGUCGUAUGUGCGCGCGAACCAGGACGGCUUCAACGGCUUCCGCGCCGAGACCAUCCGCGGCGUGCGAGACGCGCUGGCUGACGGCGAGGAGCACGGCCGAGCCGUCGGACGGCGCGUGGUGCUGCCGGCAUCCGUAACGAGUAGUCCGCGCUUCAUGAUGGCCAAACUACAAGACGCUCUCUGCUACGUUCGAGACUUUGGCGCCGCCGACUUUUUCAUCACCGUGACGUGCAACCCGGCCUGGCCAGAGAUUGAGCAAACUCUGCGCACCCUCUACCCGGGAGAGAGGCCGGGCGACUACGAUCGGCCGUGCGACCACCCUGACGUUGUCAGUCAGGUGUUUGACCUCAAGCUGCAGGCGCUGCUGAAGCAGCUGCGGGGCGGCAUCCUGGGUCGACAGCGGGCCAUUCUGCACACGAUUGAGUGGCAGAAGCGUGGCCUGCCGCACGCUCACCUUCUGCUGUGGGUCGUGCCCGCCGACAAACCUCGCGCCGAAGACGUGGACACGUGCGUGUGCGCUGAGCUGCCAGAUCCCGAGACCGAUCCGGAACUGCACGCGAUCGUCUGCACCAAGAUGGUGCAUGGUCCGUGCGGCGCGCUGAACCCGCAGGCGGUCUGCAUGAAGGACGGCCGCUGUAGCGUCGGCUAUCCGCGCCCGUAUCUGGAGGCCACAGAGCUGCCAGAGCGCAGCUAUCCCAAGUACAGGCGGCGCGCGCCGGAGGACGGCGGUCAACGUGCGCGGACGCCCGGACGGCGCGGUGUGGAAAUCGACAACCGCUGGAUCGUUCCCUACAAUCCGCACAUCCUUCGCGCGCUGGACUCACACGUCAACGUCGAGCUGAUCACGCACGCGAUGGGAGCGAUCCGCUACUGCAUCAAGUACGUCACCAAGGGCUCGGAUAGGAUCAUGUUCGCCGUGCAGCCCGACGGCGUGGUUGACGAGGUGACCCAGUAUCAGAACAGCCGGUACCUGGGAUCCAUGGAGGCAGCGUGGCGGCUGCUCGACCGACCAGUCCACGUCCAUCAUCCGCCGGUCCAGCGGCUGCAGCUGCAUCUCGGUGACGACGAGAGACGUGUCGUGUUCCGCGGCGACGAAAACCUGGAAGCGGUCAUCGCGGGCGAGCAGGCUAAUCCAUCCAUGCUCACAGCCUUCUUUGAGCUGUGCCAGCGUGACGCGUUCGCGGCGACACUCCUCUACCCAGAGGUGCCGCGAUACUACACGUGGCAGACUAAAAAAUCCCAGCACACGGACCACCAGCCGUACCACACGACUGACCACAGGAGUAUCUGA